UGGAGUUUACCUAAAAACGAUUUUUUGUAGGCAGAAUCCCUAUUUUGAAGAAAUACCUGCGAUCCCGAGGGUACGGGGCGAUCAAGACUACCCAUGAGAUCGUUUUAAAAGCACGGAACGAAAGGCAAGGAUCGGUUAAACGCACGGUGAAGCUGCAGCGACGUUGUUCCCGUUUUCCUAAGCUAGCACGGGCCUCUAUGGCGAGUUAAGGACGAAAGGAUGGUCGUAAUUAGCACCGAGCAGUACGUGGAAAUACAGAACUACAUCCGGGACUAUGAAGGACUCUCGAUCGACUGCAGCGUCGAUCUGGUCAAACAGUUUCCGGCCUACCCGAAGGAAACGCUCGGCAGCAUCCUUUCCAAGGAGGUUCUUCAGCGAGUAAAAACGAGCCACUCGCGGAUUGUCGCAAAGAGCGCCGCACUGAUCAGCGAAUACAAGGCAGCCGCAAAGCAAACCGCAAACCAUGAUAUCCUGCUGAAGAUGGCAGCGAAACUGCGCGUUCCGUCGAUGGUGCUGUGCCGGAUAAUAUUGGGGAAGAUCUUCUCAACCUCCACCCGGCAAGAGAUAGCAGAAAUGCUUCGAAUGCCAGACAUGAUCCCAGAUUCACUGCUGGCAGUGAAUGUGAGCUACAGUUUGUACAGCGAGAACAUGGACGGGCCGAUCACGGACGCGAUACGGCGGUGCAUCGGGGAGGAGUAUGAAGAUCGGACCAAGAAACUGGCUCGGGCGGCAGGAAUGGUGUUUUACGAUGAAGGUGACCUGCGCCGCACGGGUUACGAUAAGACACCCGAUCUGAAGCUGGCCAUACCGUUUGCAUAUCGCGGCCGCGUUAUUAACUGGAUCGAGAGUAAGGCAUCGUUCGGGGAUGUAGAUUCGCAUCGGCGGUAUAUCAAGGACCAGUUGGCUAGCUACGGCAAUCGGUUUGGUCCUGGGAUCGUAAUUUAUUGGUUCGGGUACAUUGCCAGCAUAGCCGAUUGUCCGGAGAACGGCAAUGAGGUGAUAGUAACAGACGGCUUUCCCGAGCAGCAUGAAAUAGAAUUGCUCUCGUUUAAUCUACCCAAAUCGUUGGUAGAUCAAUCGUGAUCGCCUAGCCUUUCGGAUGGCUAGUGUGACUUUGUACAUAUAAGCUAUUGAGUAAAACAAACUUUCUACUUUAAUCUUAA
Molecule: messenger RNA, 1163 nt
Organism: Anopheles aquasalis
Lineage: Eukaryota; Metazoa; Arthropoda; Insecta; Diptera; Culicidae
Product: CDAN1-interacting nuclease 1
Source: RefSeq, a predicted model, not a curated record